This is a messenger RNA of Symbiodinium sp. CCMP2456, 2010 nucleotides long. The record is from the annotation of a GenBank genome assembly. Lineage: Eukaryota; Dinophyceae; Suessiales; Symbiodiniaceae.
AUGUUGACGCACCGCAGCUUGCUUUCCGGCUUGUGUUUGCUAGCGCUGGCGCUCGCGACCAGCAAUGGAUCCCGCGCACAGUCGCGCAGCUCGCCAGUGAUCGAUUGUGGAGCUGACUGUGAGGUGACGAGCAUUCUGCAGCGCCGACUGUCGCGUGGGUCCGCCAACAGCACGUCAUCAUUGAAACGUCUGGUGGGACUGCAGCCACAUGAGGAGCUGGAGCAACAGAUGCCCUUCCUGGCUGGGCCAUGCCUCGCUCGGUUCCUCGCUGCGGUGCCUCUGACGGCGCUGGCGGCCGUGCUCACGGCCGCGCUCUGGAGCCUAGUCUCCCAUGCCAUGCGUUCCGAGUACUCUGACAUCCCUGAGGAGGUACCGGACCGAUUGGCAGAGUUCGUCUCGAAGAAUCUGUGCAUGGCCUCCCUGUGGUUGGCUCUCCAUUCUGUCGUGGCGGUGUAUGCGACCUACAUCGGCAGUGGGAAAGCAGCAGCUGUGACAUUGUGCGUCAUUUGUGGGGGCGCCACCGUCUACGAGAUUUUUGUCGAGCCUGCAGUCAGAGCGUUGGAGGACAAGAGGGCCGGCGCCGCUCAUCUCUGGGAAGACACUCCCAGCGGUGCGUCCCAAAUGCUGCUCUUGCAGAUGACCAUCAUGCUGACCCUCCUGACUGGCCAGCAGCGGGGUUUAGUCACUGCCUGGCUUCUGUCUCUGCUGGGCGCGGUACCCACCGUCUACUUGGCCUGUGAUCUUUGCUGGAAGCCUGGUCUGCCUACUGCACGAUGGGCCGCCAUCAGCGGCCAGGCAAUCCUUCUCGCAACGCUGACGCGCACCUACUUGAGGACUUCGAGGUUUGUCUGCGACUGGGGCCCAGAGCCCUGGGACGUGGCCGGAAAUCCGGAGCUCUCAAUCGCCAUGGCAGCUUUCGUUCUCUUUGUCUUUGGCCUCUUUUCCGCGACAUCGGGCAAACCACGAAGGCGGGUUGCCUUCAUCUCGCUGUUGGCCGUGAUCUCCUCGCCGGGCGUGUCCGCUCUCACGGGCAAGGUGGUCUUGUAUGGGCCGUGGGCAAUGUUCUCCGGUACUCACGAGGGGCAUCGCCUUUCCGUUGCAGGUUACGCAAUCUUCGGCUUUGCUGUUCUGGUGUCUGCUGCCAUCGCCUUUCUGAGACGCGAUUGCUUGGGCCUGGACUGGGAUCGGAGUGGGCAGAGACCAUCGCUGGCGCUAGUGCGAAUGCUCGUCCCUUUCUGGCUCCUCUGCAGUUCUCGCUGGGGCUACUCGAUGCCCUUCCUCGAGUGGCACUAUGUCGGCCCUUGGGGAGACAGCCUCGGCCCGGCUCUUCUUAUCGCCUCGCUAGCAUCGCUGGCUUUGGGUGCUUGGUCCCAUUUAGGGGCGCUGGUUUCCGCCACGGGCUUCUUCUUCGGCCUCGCUCGACUGGAGUUCGAAACCGACUCGCCGGUACGGUGCAUGACGAUGCUGCUCCUGAUACUCGCCUACACUCCGUGUGAUGGCUGCUUCAGUGUCGUGCGCCACAAAGACCUUUCCUUGUGGGCCAAGUCCUUGUUCCGCCUUCACAUGAGCUUCCUCUACUUCUGGGCCGGCCUCUUCAAAGUCCAAGGAGACUGGCUGAAGCUGGACGGGGGCACUUUGUACAAGGACAUCCAUUUGCUGCGGGACUCGCCCCUCCAUGGCGUUCUCAUGUUUUUCCUUCGCACCGAGGGCGCCGUGCGCGCAGCCACCACGGCAACCGCCUGGUUAACUGUUGCUAUCGAGCUCCUACUCGCCUUUGCGCUCUGGAAGAAGUCGUGGCACUUGCCCGCCAUCAUUGGUGCUGGAUUCCUUCAUUUGGCGAUGAGCUGCAUCUGCGGCGAGUUGGGAGGCUUCACCCAAGCCGCUUGGAUCGGUCUUCUUGGAAGUUUGGAGGACGACCGCUUGGAGAAGUUCCUUUCGAACUCGCGCAACUUCGCUGUCACCGCCGCGAGCUGCAUCAUCGUCAUGGCACUCAUCGGUUGGGCUUUCUGA